AUGACACAAACUGAAAGAAAUAAUAAAAUAUUACCAAUUUAUCUUCAAAAACAAAUUAUUAAAUAUGUUGUUGAAUUUAUUGAACAACAUACACUCAAAAAUAAAUUUUUUGAAUUUGUAAUUACAAAAAAAGAAGGGAAAAUUAUUGGUGACAUUAGUUCAUUUGCAUUGGUUAAUAAAUGUUGGUUUGAAUCAAUUUCAAAUUUUUUAACUGUUUCAAUAGAUUUAGAUCCACCUAAACAAAGAACAAUUGAUAUACUAAGAAUUUUUGGAAAUUCCAUUAAAAAUAAUAAUACAAAAAUAGAACAACUUAAUAAAAUAUUAUUAAAACAAAAUAAACAAAAUGAUGAAAAAUUCCAACUACAACAACAACAAAAACAACAACAAAGUAAUAAUUAUAGGUUAUUAAGAGAUGAAAAUAUUAAAACAUUAUUAUUAAAUAUUGGUAAUUUAGGUCAAAGUUUUCAAUCAAAUGAAAUUAAAAUAUUCGUUUAUUUAAUUAAUGAAGCAAUAAAGAAAAGAUAUGUAAAUUUAGAGAGAUUAAUCAUCUCAGACCCUUCUAUAGUUGAUUUGAUCGAUUUUAAUUAUAUUAAAGUUCAAAAGUAUGAAUCAAUUGUCAUGGAUCAAAGAAAUUCAAAAAUUAAAGAAAUUGAUCAUUUAGAAAUAGACUUUGAACCAAACUCAAAUAUAUCAAUUGAUGAAUUAAUUCAAUUUUUUAAUAAUUUAAAUUCAAUUGAUAAAAUCCAAUUAUACUCUUCUAAUAAUCUUCCAAUAUUUAAAUCGUUUUUAAAUAAUAAUAAUAAUAAUAAUAAUAAUAAUAAUAAUAAUAAUAAUAAUAAUAAUAAUAAUAAUAAUAAUAAUAAUAAUAAUAAUAAUAAUAAUAAUAAUAAUAAUAAUAAUAAUAAUAAUAAUAAUAAUAAUUGUUUUAAAAAUUUAAAUUCAUUUAAAAGUGAAUUUAUUACAAUAGAUAAUCUCUAUGGUAUUUUAAAACUUUCACCAAAUUUAAAAGUUGUACAAUUUAAUAUUUGUUUUGAUAAUUUAAUUUAUCAAUUAAAAAAGAUUGAAAAUGAUGGUCAUGAAAGUGAAAAUAAUCCAAAACGAUGUUUAUGUUGUAAUUUUCAAAAUUAUAAUCAACUCAAUGGAUAUUGGAAUGAAAUCAUAAAUAUAUUAACAAAUAAUAACAAAUUAAAAAUAUUAAUAAUUGGUCAUGAAUGCGGAGGUUUCGCAGGAGGUGAUGGUGGUAAUGGUGGUAAUGGUGGUAAUGGUGGUAAUGGUGGUAAUGGUGGUAAUGGUGGUAAUGGUGGUAAUGGUGGUAAUGGUGGUGAUGGUGGUGAUGUUGGUGGUGGUAUUUUUGAUUUUUUGGGUGGCAAUAAUGACGAUUUUGCUCAAUUUGAAGACUAUUUUAAUAUCUCACCAAUAAAAAGUGAACAGUUUCCAACAUCUUUACUUAAUUCAUUAGCUUUUAUCGUCUCUGGAAAUACUAGUCUAAAAUAUGUUCUUUUUCAAAAUAUUAUUAACUGCGAGGAUUUAGUAGAAAUUAUUAAAAGAAAUCAUUACACCGCAAGUAGUUAUAAUUUCUCUUUCCAAUAUAACUCAUUAGAAUUAAGAAAGCUAUUAUAA
This is a messenger RNA of Dictyostelium discoideum AX4, 1620 nucleotides long. RefSeq lists its product as hypothetical. The transcript has a single exon. Lineage: Eukaryota; Evosea; Eumycetozoa; Dictyosteliales; Dictyosteliaceae. The record is from RefSeq and is a predicted model, not a curated record. Bases 1 to 1620 code for a protein of 539 amino acids.